CAACAAGUUUGGAGAGAAUGUAGAGUUUAAUCAAUUCAGAACCUCGCGAUGGAGCCCAACUCACUCAUGUGGGUCGGCUCGCCUUGCGGUUCACACGGACCUUACAUUUUCUACAAGGCUUUUAGGUUUCACCUUCAUAGCAAACCAAGAAUAUUGUCCCUUGGCGACUUUUUCUUCGUGAGAUGUAAGCCAGGGGAUUCCAUUUGUGUAGCAGAACUCCAGCUGCUGUGGGAAGAAAGGACAACCAAACAACUUUUAUCCAGCUCCAAACUUUAUUUUCUCCCUGAAGAUACCCCCCAGGGGAGAACUGUCAACCACGGAGAGGAUGAGAUCAUCGCAGUGUCCGAGAAGGUGAUUGUGCGGUUGGAGGACCUGGUGAAAUGGACGGAGUGGGACUCGUCAGGAUGGACCAAAGGACUGAAGGCCGUGCCCCUCAAGCCCAGUACAGUACUCUGGGAGCAGGGCAAGAAUGGUCAGAGAGAACCCCAUCUGCUUCGGUACCGAGAGUCGACACUCAACAGUGGCCUCAACUUCAAAGAUGUUGUAAAGGAGAAGGCUGAACUUGGUGAGGAAGGAGACCAGAAGCGAGCUGUGGUUCUGAGCUACCCCCAGUACUGCCGGUACCGCUCGGUCCUGGCCCGGCUCCGGGAACGUCCUCCGUCGCUGCUGACCCAGCAGGUGGUUCUGGCGCUGGGAGGCAUCGCCUCGCUCACCAGCAACACGCACAUUUUGUACUGCAGGGAUACCUUUGAACAUCCCACACUGCUGGACAACGAGAGUGUCUGUGAUGAGUUCGCUCCAAACCUGAAGGGGCGGCCACGGAAGAAGAAACCAUCAGUGUCACAGCGACGAGACUCCCUGGGGCAGGGCCACUCUGGGGGCAAGGAGGCUGGCAGCACUGAGGGCAAGGCCUCCACCAAGACAUCAGCGCCAGCCAAGUCUAGGGCCAGCAGUAGCAGCAGCAGCAGCAGCAGCAGCAAGAGGGGCUCGUCCUCAGAGGAGAAGGCCCAGGCCCAGGCCCUGGAGGGAGGGUCAGGAGACGAGUGUCGGGCUGAGGAGCAGACCUUCCUGGUGGCUCUCUACAAAUAUAUGAAGGAGAGGAAGACCCCCAUCGAGAGGAUCCCUUACUUGGGCUUCAAACAGAUCAAUCUGUGGACCAUGUUUCAAGCUGCACAGAAACUGGGAGGGUACGAGCUGAUAACAGCACGCCGACAGUGGAAACAUGUUUACGAUGAGUUGGGUGGAAACCCAGGCAGCACCAGCGCAGCAACCUGUACUCGCAGACACUACGAGAGGCUGAUCCUGCCCUAUGAGAGGUUCACUAAAGGCGAGGAGGAUAAGCCCCUCCCACCAGCCAAGCCCCGCAAGCUCGAGGCGGGCCCCCAGGAAGGGGGCGUGGCCAAGACAAAGGCAGGGUCCACAGUGAAGCGGCCCAAGGAGGAACAAUCCCAGAAAUCCAAGGGUGACAAAGAUGCAGCAGCCAUAGUCCUGGAGCCCUCAGCAUCGCAGGAUUCAGAGGACUCUGAGAAGUCGCAGGAGGAGGAGUCCCAGGUGAAGACAGAACCCCAGUUAGCCCCGCCUUCUCUGCAGGCCAGCGGCGAGGGGCGGACCACCAGCGAUGAAGACGAGGAGCUACAUCUGACAGUGAAGGAGGAGGAGGUGACACACAAUGGGUGUGGCCAGGAAAAGGAUGUGCCAUGCCGCUCGACCCGCUGGGAUUCCGAUUCCCACCAGCCAGCUCUAUCAAUCACAGAGGACGAUGAUGUAUUUCCUGUUGUCACUCCUGAACCGGUCAACCACUCCCACCCAGCCAAGGACAUGUUGCAGAGAGAGCAGGCUGAGCUCGGAGGUUCCUGUACCCAGGGGAAGGAUGAUCAGGAUGGGCUGGAGGACCAGUGCCAUGUUGGUAUGGUUCUGCCUACCUUGAAGCAGAGACCCCACCAGCCCUCCACAGUUUCAGCACCAGAGCCCCCCUCAGAGAGAGCUGAGCUGCCCCCCAGAGAGGACUCCUGUUCCAGCUACAGCCCACACCUUUACCCCCACAGAGCCAACCCUGGCAUCAUGUCCCCACUGGCUAAGAAGAAGCUGCUGUCACAGGUCAGUGGGAGUGGACUGCCCAAUCACAAUCACUACGCUUCUUACGGUCCGCCCCCACCGUUGAUCAGCAAAGCCUUGGCCAAUGGCAGCACAGAGGAGCCAGCUGGGCAGCCAGCCAUGGGCUCGGCGGCGGAUGUGGGGCUUGUUCAUCGUCCGUCAGUGAUCCAGCAUGCCCAGAGCUCCAAACCACGUGGGGGAGAGGAGAGGAGGGAGGGGCUGCAGAGAGACACAGUGGCAGCAGGGGAGACAUACCCCUGCAGUGAUCUACCCAAGCAUCACCCACACCCCUACCCUCACCCCCAGCCUCAACCUCACCCUUACCCUUACCCCCACCCUCAGGCUCAGUCCCAGCCUUACUCCCACCACCACCACCACCACCAUCCCUCAGCUGAACCCUACCUGUUGAGGGAGGAGGAGGACAGGGCUCCAGAGAUGCCCAGGCCAGGCCAGACCCCCAGCUUCCUCACUGACUUCUACUCCUCUCCACACCUCCACAGCCUGUACAGGCAGACUGAGCACCACCUCACCCAGGGACAGGCACAGGGCCACGGGGAGAGGGAGAGGCUGGGCGAGCUGGGGAGGUACCGAGAGGCCUGCUUACCCAGAGAGUGUGAGACCACUCCUGGGUUCCCCCCAACCUCUCAGCCCCACCCCGACUCCACCUCUGCCGCCGUCGCCAUAGGUUAUGGUGCGUGCAUGAGUCAGCAGGACAAGAUGGUUGCCAGUAGCAACGGGGAGAGGACCACAGCCACAUCAGAGGACCAACCCACAGACCUCAGUCUCCCUAAAUUAUCACCCCACAAACAUUCUCACGCCCAAUCCCACACACACACUGUCCCCCACCACCACCACCCACACCAGCAUCCCACAAUGCAUCAGGAGGUGAAGGCCCCCCUUCUAUUCCAGACCAGCAGUCCUCAGGGGUCUGGUGGGGAGUACCACCCCCGUGCAUGCAGGGUGCCCCCCAUGACCAUGACCCCCCCCACCCACACCCCCAGACAGGCACUGGCUGUAGACCCCAAUCCCAGGACCUCAGAGAGGACCUCAGAGAGGACCUCAGAGAGGACCUCAGAGAGGGCCUCCAACGGCCGAGGAGGGGGGAGAGGAGGCGAGGAUGCGAGCCUGGGCGGGGGCUACAAGGUGGACGAGCUGAGAGGGAGCAGUCUCUCCCCCAUCCUGAACGCCAAGGUCAGCCCUCACAACGUGUGCACCGCCCGGCCCCUCAAGAGGAUGCUGGACGAGCUGGAGAACCACGCCCCCGAGAGGAAGAUCCGAGCCGUCACGCCCAUGCACUCCUCCUCCUCGUCCCCCUACUCGUCAGCCACGCCUAAGGAUGGGCCCAGCACGCCCACUCCUCCGCUGAGAAAGGCUCGCUCUCCCGAGCUGGACAGUGACUUGAUGGUGCUGAAACCUGGCGAGCCCGUGCAUACUCACCCCAACGUGCACAUCAGCGGCUUUCUAGAUGGACACAAGUUCCCGCUUCACUCCGCCCCCAUCUUCCCUGGACUUUACCCAGGGGCCUUUGUGUCCCAUGUCCAGGACAUGUGUGAAGGCCUGGGCUCCCCCCUGCCCCACGGUUACCCCCCACACCCCUUGCAGUACUUGAAGAACCAAGCGGUUCUUUCCCCCAUAGUGCCGCCCUUCGCCAUCCAUUCCUUCAUGAUGCAGAGACAACUAUUGGCGCAGGCGGCCACCAGUCCCGCCCACAUGUACCGCCACCCAAUGGGAGCUUCGUAUGGUGAGCUCCUGCAUCAUGGACUGUACCCCAUGUCCGCCCUUAACCCUCAACCAGCUUUCAACCCCCCCCAGCUCUCUUCAGUACACCCCAGCACUAAACUCUCCUAAACAUCACCCUCGCUCACAGACCACCCCAGCUCAAGUCUGCUAGUUCAGUCAUCCACGCUGUUUGUACCCCACACUAUAUUUCAUGAUUAUUCUACUCUGAUAGGCACACACUUAUUUCUCCCAGACAAGCAUAAAGUGACACACAAUUGUAAACAGAGACAGUGGAAGCCAAUGCUUGAUUCUGGGCACAAUCUUAGUUGAUUUGCCACUUGUGUUUACGAUUUGCACAUUUCUUUAUUUUUUACAGAGGUGAUUGUCUUUUGUUUUCAUAGCGCCAUGGUAGGCCUCAGAACGUUAGUACUGCCUGGCCUGGCCUGGCCUGGCCCGGCCCGGCCUGGCCUGGCCUAGAAUGAUCGGGUCUGGUCUGGUCUGAACCACUCUUUUCUGGCCUAGAUCUUCAGACCACACUGCUGGGUGGCCAAAGGAAUGAAUGAAACCUGGUGUGUGACAAAUCAAUGCAAUGUAACAUGCAAUGUUAAAGUCAAUGUCAAUAAAAUGUCUCUCUUUGGAAACACUAUGACAGUACAUAGACACAAAGAGCACUGUAUGGUGACCAGCUGUUAUUACAAUCUACUGUCAGAUGAAAAUGUAUUUCCUAUAAGAUUAAUUAUUUUAUGCAUUAGUUUACUUUCUAUGUCUGGUAGCUAGUUAGCAUAUUUCAUACCCUACCAAGGUUUUAUUAGUGAGUUGAACGCAGCCUUUCUUGGAACCAUGAUGUACUGUAGUUACAUGUAAAUACGAUGAAAGUACUCCUUCAUGCAAGGGAUUUUUUUAGAUUAAAGUAGGUUUUUUACACAUCUCCUGCUCUCUCAAUCUCUUUUUCUCUCGCUCUAUUUCUCUUUCUUUUCUCCCAUCCCUCACCAAGAGCUUGACUCCUUCACAUUCCAUCUCCUCCUUGUGGAAUGUGUUGCAGGGGUAGGGCUGAGGCACUUGUACAUAUGAACAACAGCAACUGUCAUCAUUCUUACCACAGAUCACUCUGUAUCAUAGUCACUGGCUACUGUAAACCCUUAGUGCUCCCAGCUGCAUAUGAGGGAUGGAUGAUGAAGACCAGGAGGAGGAGAAAGGUGUUAUGUCGAGGACUACUUUGGAAUCAGAAAUGGACCAGUUGAAAUCUGUAGUUGUCUGUGAUCCACUUUCAACUCAGAGGACCUUUCAGGAGUUCCGCCGCAGGUUGAAGAAGCGGGACAUGUUAAAGCCGUAGGAGCACUUAGUUAAACACACCAACCAGCCUGCCAGGUCCACUGACUGUUUCAAGGCUGGUUCUGGAUAGUAUGAAACAUUUGAAAGCUGGACUUUGCGAUUACAGCAAUCAGUGAAAAUUCUUUCUUUUUUGUGUAAAUGAUGUUAAGCAUUCAGAAAGUAUGAUUGUCAGCAGAUCGGAUAAGUCUACUGUUUCUCAUUUGCACAAAAGAUUCAGAGGAAAAACCAAGGACCUUAUUGAAUCAGACCUUGGAUCUAGGUUUAUUUGACUGUUCAUAAACAACAUUCAUGUUAGGCAGAUGUCACCCAAUGUUAUUAAUUACAAUAUGAAACAAAACCAAUGAGAUAAUUCCACCAACCUUCAGAACUCUUGACAGCGGGUUUGAUUGAAUAGAGUCGGCUCUAUGGAAGAAAGACAAUAUUAUGUUGCGGUUUUCAAAUGAGCCAGAUCAGAGGUGAGACUGUAAAGAUAAAGUUUGAGAUCAGUGUUGUAUCUUCUCCAGCUCAGUGUUGGAGUCACACUCAAGGUUGCUAUGUAACGUUUUAUAAAAGAGUAAUAAA
Messenger RNA from Osmerus eperlanus (European smelt), 5706 nucleotides. It is a transcript of the gene arid5b, whose product is annotated as AT-rich interaction domain 5B. Lineage: Eukaryota; Metazoa; Chordata; Actinopteri; Osmeriformes; Osmeridae. Gene Ontology annotation, molecular function: transcription cis-regulatory region binding. Gene Ontology annotation, biological process: regulation of transcription by RNA polymerase II. The record is from RefSeq and is a predicted model, not a curated record. Gene Ontology annotation, cellular component: nucleus.